UAUGCUUUCUGUUUCCGUGCUGGAAACUGUCAGCUGUAAGAAGGGAGAGUUCAACCACUUGAGCUUGGGAUCUUGGUGGUACUUACAAUAAGGUUGUCAGGUGCAAAGGGCAAGAUGAAAAGACUCCAGCACCCUCAGAAUUUAGUGGUCAUCACAGCACUGUUGUCUUUUGCGAUGGCUUCCAGUACAUUUCAGCCGUUGCAGAAGAUCCUGGACUGUCAUAAGGGCUGUAACUGCAGCCAGUUCAAACACAUACAGAUUGACAUGCGAUGCAGAGGAUUAAACUUAACAGGGAAGCCACUGCCAGCGCCCCCACGACGGUCCACCACUUUGAAUACAAGCAUUUAUCUGGAGAAUGGAAUAAUUCCUGUACUCUCCAACAACACCCUACUGGAGUAUCAUCAGUAUCAGAUUGUCUAUCUGAGUCUGAAAAAUAACACAAUGGUAUACAUAGACAGGAAUACCUUCAGCAGCUUAAAGUAUUUGCAGAUGCUUGACCUGUCAGAGAACUUCAUUGCCAAAGAUGGUCUCAAGGAAUCGUUUCUCGGAAUGGCCAAGACGCCCAUGAAAGAACUGAACAUUAGUUCUAUGAAUCUUACGAAUGUUUCUGAUGAUUUCUUUAAACAUUUAGAAAAUGUUACAAACUUUCGACUUAUAUUUCGAAAUAAUACUAGCGAAUUCCCACUGAAUGCUCUCCAGGGACUAAGGCAAAUGACCAGUUUUGACUUUGGCGGAAAUCGUUUAAAGCGCAUAGAUCUGAGGAACGCCAGCUUUACCACUCUCCAAAGUCUUACAUUUGAUAACAAUCGCUUUUAUGAGUUUCCUAAUUUUUGCAGCAGUGAUACUUUCCCCAGUCUUAAAUACCUGUCCGUUCAAUGGAAUGGUAUGAGAUAUUUAGACAGAAACUAUUACAGCUGUUUAAAGAACCUCACUAGGUUAUACUUAAACGGUAAUCUUUUUCCAGAACUAAAGUCAAAUCAAUUUUCGAUGUUGCCAAGCAUCUUCAAAAUCACAUUGUCUUAUGUUGCGUGUGCAAUGCAUACUGUAGAGAGAGCUGUGUUCAAUAAUUCGGCACUGAAACAAAUAUUCUUUCGCAAGAAUCGUAUUUGGUUCAGAGAAGCUGAGAUAGACAUGCGUGUUUUCGAAGGAUGUUCUUCUUUGGAACUUUUGAACCUCAAUGAUAAUGUUUUCCAAGUAACCACAGAAACGGAAUUUAGUAGGUUGCUUGGACACCUCACCACCCUCCAGACUUUGGUAAUGGGUGGUAAUGGCCUACGUUUUAUACCACAAGUAAUAACGUCGAAAUUAACAAAUAUAACGAGUCUUGCUCUGUAUCGGAAUUCGAUUUCGGACCUAAAGCCAAACACGUUUGAAAAUAUGACAAGGUUGAAAAAGUUAUUCUUGGGAAGUAAUGAGAUUUCAACAGUUAAUGAACAAUCCCUUCCGAAAACUCUAAAACAACUCGAGAUAUUUGAAAAUCCUUUUGCCUGCACCUGUGACAUAGUGUGGCUUAUAGACUGGAUGCAUAGGGAACCCGAAACAUUUGGCUUUCAUAAAACACCUGAAUAUAAGGUAAAGUAUAAUUGUUCCAGCCCCGUGAACCUCAAAGGGGUUCACUUGCAGGAUUUGAAAAUGUCAAAGACAAGUUGUCUGAUGGAUCAAGAUGUGAAAAUCGUAACUCUUACCUUCAGUAUUUUACUUAUAGUAUUCCUGGUGACAGGAACGUGGAUGUAUCGUUACCGUUGGCACAUCCGAUACUUCAUCUACAUGGUCAGAUACAGUCAACGUCAGGAGGUGGACACCGCCGACUACGAAUAUGACGCAUUUGUGGCCUACUGUGCGCCAGAUCGUCAGUGGGUAAUUCGGAACAUGUUACCUGUUCUGGAAGGUAACGAAAACCUGAAACUCUGCGUCCAUGACAGGGACUUUGAAGUUGGUAAAUUAAUCGUCGAUAAUAUUGUGGAUGCAAUAGAAGGAAGUCGGAAAAUUGUCAUUGUGCUCUCUAACAGUUUUGCUGAGAGUGACUGGUGCCAGUUCGAGCUCAAUCUCAUCCAACGUCACGUGCUGGAGAAUGGACAGUGCCUCCUGGUGGUGGUCAUGCUGGAGGAGAUAGACACACGUCACGUAACCAAAGCUAUGAGAGCCAUGUUGCAGACGACAACCUACCUGAUGUGGGGAGAGGAGGAGUAUGCUAGAAAAGCCUUCUUCAACAGACUGAGGAUGUUACUUCGCAGUUCGACCAGAGAUGCAGGGAACAGGCGGCUAUCGGUUUACCCCGUGAACCCUCAAAGGGGUUCACUUUGCAGGAUUUUGAAAAUGUCAAAGACAAGUUGUCUGAUGGAUCAAGAUGUGAAAAUCGUAACUCUUACCUUCAGUAUUUUACUUAUAGUAUUCCUGGUGACAGGAACGUGGAUGUAUCGUUACCGUUGGCACAUCCGAUACUUCAUCUACAUGGUCAGAUACAGUCAACGUCAGGAGGUGGACACCGCCGACUACGAAUAUGACGCAUUUGUGGCCUACUGUGCGCCAGAUCGUCAGUGGGUUAUUCGGAACAUGUUACCUGUUCUGGAAGGUAACGAAAACCUGAAACUCUGCGUCCAUGACAGGGACUUUGAAGUUGGUAAAUUAAUCGUCGAUAAUAUUGUGGAUGCAAUAGAAGGAAGUCGGAAAAUUGUCAUUGUGCUCUCUAACAGUUUUGCUGUCAGUGACUGGUGCCAGUUCGAGCUCAAUCUCAUCCAACGUCACGUGCUGGAGAAUGGACAGUGCCUCCUGGUGGUGGUGGUCAUGCUGGAGGAGAUAGACACACGUCACGUAACCAAAGCUAUGAGAGCCAUGUUGCAGACGACAACCUACCUGAUGUGGGGAGAGGAGGAGUAUGCUAGAAAAGCCUUCUUCAACAGACUGAGGAUGUUACUUCGCAGUUCGACCAGAGAUGCAGGGAACAGGCGGCUAUCGGUUUAGUUGACAAGUAUGUAUGAUGCUGUAUAUUCAUUCUAAAUACAUGUAUGUAUACCAUGAUUAUUUGUAUCACGAUCUCCUUUGAUAGACCAAGUACCACAUAAAGAAGUACAAGGAACUUUUCUCAAAACAGUCUCUAAAAUGUUUGAUAUUUGUACGUGUCUUAAAAGAUGGUCUUAGAAAAAAGGUUUUAGUAGACAAGUGACAGAGUAAGGAUGCUUUUAUUCGUUUUAGCAGUAGCCUAUUCCAUCAAUAUCUCAGCCUGGAACAGAAGAAACAGGCUUUAUACAUUGCACUUACCUACCACUCCUUUUCGUAGAUACAGAUUAUGUACGUGACUUUGCAAUCUGCACGAAAGAUAAUAUGUAGACACUUAUGACAAAUAACGCAUAUAUUUAGUUAUGUACAUAUUAGGAUUCACUCGUAGAAUAAAGAUAUAAAUCAUAA
Molecule: messenger RNA, 3405 nt
Organism: Haliotis rubra (blacklip abalone)
Lineage: Eukaryota; Metazoa; Mollusca; Gastropoda; Lepetellida; Haliotidae
Product: toll-like receptor 2
Exons: 3
Coding region: 115-2961 (948 amino acids)
Biological process (GO): inflammatory response; immune response; toll-like receptor signaling pathway
Cellular component (GO): membrane
Molecular function (GO): protein binding; transmembrane signaling receptor activity
Source: RefSeq, a predicted model, not a curated record